Messenger RNA from Volvox carteri f. nagariensis, 1575 nucleotides. RefSeq lists its product as uncharacterized. Gene Ontology annotation, molecular function: serine-type endopeptidase activity. Gene Ontology annotation, biological process: proteolysis. The transcript is spliced from 11 exons. NCBI's taxonomy places the organism in Eukaryota, Viridiplantae, Chlorophyta, Chlorophyceae, Chlamydomonadales, Volvocaceae. Bases 1 to 1575 code for a protein of 524 amino acids. The record is from RefSeq and is a predicted model, not a curated record.
AUGGUGGUUGCACUUCCCGUCGACGCCUGUUCUUCACUCCGGAACCCAAGCUCUGCCGUACGGGGCGCUGUCGUACUGGCGCGCGUUGGCCAAUGCGAUUUGGCGCAAAAGGCAGUGAAUGUCAAUGCAGCCGGUGCGGCGGCGCUGAUACUAAUCCAGGAUUUGUCAAACAGUCUCCUAGAGCUGCCGUCGCCUGUAGACAGCAACAACAGCCUCGUGGUAGAUUCACUUGCCUUAUCCAUGGUGGAUUCGUCCGUUGGACUUUGGAUGGUGGGAUUUAUUUAUGAAGGUGGCAAACUCAAUCUCACAUACCGCGAGGUUUGGCUCCGUGGCCUCUCCGUGCAUAACGGCCGCUUGGAAAUCCCCUUGGUUUCUCCCCCCCCAACGAUAAAUGCAGAUGGCCGCAUCAAGCCCGACAUCAUCGCCCCAGGAUUCAUCAUUACGACUACGUCCCCGUCCACUAGACGGAGCUCCUGUAAUUCACAAGAAUACUCGGGGACAUCGGCAGCGACUCCUCUGGCCGCUGGUCAUGCAGCACUCUUGCGGCAGUACCUCAGGAAUGGCUUCUACCCAACUGGCGCCCGGAACGAUUCGACCUCUGCGCCAUUCACGCCCUCAGGCAUACUCCUCAAGCCCCCUCGCUCUCCCUUCGUGGCUCUCGAUGGCUUUUCCUCUUCCAAAAGAAAUUCCCGACAACUGCAAUUUUGCAUAUUCCGCAAUAAAGUCAAACUAAUAAAAAUUCUGAAAUUAAAAUUAAGCGAUGUUGUUUGCAUCUCGCCUAUCCGGAUACCGUCAGGCGCUCCUCAUCGCGGGUGCCAAGUCCUUGGAGCUUUCAAUCAGAGCGACCUUCUGAGUUGUCUUGACCUUUGCCGUACACUGCCGUACCGUGUCGUACUGCGUCGUACUCUCUACUCCCAUUCUAUAUGUCCGCAGGGCGGCUGGGCGUUAAACGCGGGCGUCCAGAUGGGCCGCGGUCCCGACGGCUACCAGGGCUGGGGCCGCCUCAACCUGGCUGGCUCCCUGCCAUUGCGAGGCUUUACCGACCCACGGGUCCGUCUGCAGCUGGUAGACCGCGGAGAGUUCACGGCUGCCGGGCAGUCCGUAAGCGUGGGCGGCAUUACCGCCACCGGAACAGGCCCCGUAACAGCGGUCCUGGCCUACUACGACUACCCAGGCGACCCAAACUCCAUGUCAGUGCUGGUCAAUAAUUUGGAUCUGGAGCUGCUGGUAAACGAUGUCGCCUAUUUAGGCAACAGCGAAAUUAAUUCGGCCAACCCGCGACCCGACGUGGUAAACACAGUGGAGCGGGUCCGCCUGAAUGCACCGCCUGCGGGCGCGUCGCUUCGAAUCCGAGUGAGGGCAGCUUCGCUGCCAUCCCGGGAGCUUGAUCCGAGCAGGCCGCAGCGCUGGGCGGUGGCGGUGGUGGGCCAUUUCGAGGGCAACCUGCAAUCAAAUUUGAAUCCUGCCUGGCUCAAGUUGAUGUCGCCGAAGCCGCCGCCGCUACCGGUACGUCAUCUGUUCGUACCGAUUGGGUUGGGGCAGCCCCCGUGUCCGCGUCGCGUUGUUUCAUUUUAG